GCAAGGGUGCGUGACAGCGAGGGAGGGGGCAGCGGCGCUGAUGUGGCACUGGGCUAGGUAAGGGAGUACCUCUCCUGCCCACAGAUGAGCAAGUGCUUCCUCCUCUGCCCUGGGGAAUCCCGGGCAGGGGGGGAAAGGGCUGAGGCAUGACGUGGCAGCCUCUGAGGUCAGCCUACUCAGCCAUGAACAACUCCAUGCCUGGCAGCCAACUGAGACAACCUGACCCCCAGGACGUGGCUGCCUUCACUCCCGUCUCCAUUGUCAGGAGUGUGACGAAGAAAGCUGAUGCCCUGCCUAUGAUCUCAGUGAUUGUCGUCAUCUUCGUCCUUUUGGCUGUCUUCAUCAUCAUCGUGGUGCACUACGGCCCUCACCUCCGCACCAUCCAGAUCACGCUCUACCACGAGCCCAUGCCGCAGGACCUGGACAAUGGGGUGCACCUCACAGACUGGAAGAAGUUGGGGUCCCAGAAGAAGCUGCCUGCCCAGCCCUGCCAUUGGGAGCUGGCUGGCGUGGAUGCAGCUGGCAUGAGCUGCCAGUGCUCCUGCAAGCAUCACCUUCCCUCUGGGAGCGCUGAGCCCAAUGUCGUUGAGAUCACAUACCUGUGACAAGGCUGUGGGCCACCUGGGCAGGACUCAAGCGACCAUGUCCCAUGGGAAAAAAUGUGACUGGGAUGUUAGCUCAGCCUGAGACUCACCAGUUCCUGCACAUGGAGGUCAUAGCUCCCCAGGAUUGUGUCUCUGGCCAGGUAGGCUCAGCCAGGAGGUUGAGUGUCACUGCAGUGACCCAUUGUCAGCCCAAAAAAGUCCAGCCUGGGGGUUGCCACUGUCCCCAGGCAAGAGCUGGGUCCCCAGCCCAGGCUCUGGGGCUGGGUCAGCCUACAUGGGACAGCAUUAGCAUAUCUUUUGGUUUUUCUUGCCCUGGUUUUAUCUGUCCCAUGCUGUCUGGGAGUGGCCAGGAGAGCUGUCUUGGUCCUUCCCCCAGCUGGGGAGCUCUGGGCAUAUGCUCAACCCCUUGGCGGGAGCUGGAAGUUACAUCAUCUGCAACAGGAAUUGCUUUCCAGAUCAAAGAUGCUUCUACACGCACAGUGUCCUCAUCGUGUCAUUUAUAUGACGCAGAAAAGCCUCCAGCCCCUCUUUUCCGCCAUGCCACAGCCACUUUUCCUCUGUCAGAGGGCUGAAACACUGUCCUCCCUCCUGCCAGCCCCAGGAGCAGGCUCAGCCUGUUGUGGCAAACAGCCAGAGGAGAGGAGGCAGCACCUGAACCCAUGUUGGUGUUUCAGCAGUGGAACCAGUGGCAGAGGACAACACGUCUGGUCCCCCAGUGGAGGUGGGUGAGAGAAGAGAGGUGGCACAACAGAGGCAGGAGAGGUGAUAGUGGCACAUCAGCCACCCCUUGUAGUUGGCUGAACAUCUCAAGAUGUUGGCACCGGUGGAGAAAUGUGUGCAUCUCUGGGCAAAGCCUGCAGCAUCUCUGUGCACUAUAGCAGGGAUGGGGAGACCUGAGGUCAUCUUCAUUGUCCCCAUUGCUGUCUGCUGUCCCUGUGCCAAGGGAAGGUCUGCUUGGGGACUUGGGGUCUUGGGAACUCGGGUGGUUUCAGUGUUGGAAGCAGCAGGGCGCGUCCCAGUUGAGGAAGGAGCAAUGGUGGGGUCAGUGUAGCCAACCACUGUGGGAUGGAUGUUGGUGUGGCUUGGUGACCCUGGGCAGAAGCUCACUGAAGUGGCACAGAGGGAGCAGAUAGUGAAGUGAAAUGUCCUGAGCCCCAUAAGGCUUCUGGUGGUAGCAGGUCAUAGUCACCUGUUCAGCCCUGGGAGUCUUUCUGCUGCUGGACACACCAGGCAUCUCUUCGGACAAGAAAUCGGUCUCGGUUUCUCCUUACUCAGUGGAAGCUGGACAUCAAAGCCUGUCUAAAGUAUGUGGGCUCAGAGAACAGUCCCUGGGGAGGGAAUGCAACCUCUGGGAUCACCCUCAAGGAUUUAUUCUGCUGAAUAGUCUCAGAAGUGAAAAUACAGUUCCUGGCUUUCCCCUCCCCACCCCAGAACUGAAAAGCCAGAUCCAUGUCUGUUCCAAGCCACAUCCCUGGCACAGAUCCGUCUGUGCACUGUUGGACAAGAAAUGGGGUCUUGUAGCUGCUCCUCUGGGCACUGGAGGUAUUUCUCCAGUGUCCUUCCUCUCACUUACUUGAAAGCUAAGCAGUGGUUGGACUUGCUGGAAAAUGUUGGUCUUUACAAUAAAUGUAAAUUAUAUUACUUUUUUGGGGGGCAGUUGUUUUCUGUUUUGAUAUUUUCCCUCUUUGUUUUCCAGAGGUGCUAGUGCAUUAUCAGCUUUCCCAUGCCUGUGUUAGAGGAGAUAAAGUCUGUAAUUUCAAUUGAAAAAUCACUGAGAGUCCCACCUCCCUUUGCACAUCAACACAGGGCUUAUUUUUUAGUUUAUACAUCCCUAAUUUGCAGGACCACCUGAAGAGCUAAUGAGACAUCUCUUUAAACAAUGGCUGUAGAUUGUGGUAAUCCAGGUGGUCACCCAUGGUGAGGGCUCAGUCUAAGAGCUUAAGAACACCCCUUACAACCGUCACAAGAUCUGCACUGUGGUAGCCAGACUUGCUGCACCGUGUCUGGAGGACACCAGCUGUGCGCUGAGAUGGUGCCACUCACCCACUGUGAAUCGGCGGAGUCGUCACCCAACUUUUGUGGUUGUGUUGUUUCAGAUCAGGGAGCAGCUUGGUUUGAGACAACGUCUUUAAUCGGAGAAACAGGAGCUUUUGUGGCAGCUCCCAUUGAAGUACAACCACAGCAGCGAAACAUGGUGUUUGCAAAGAAAAGAUUAAAAAGUCUAAAUAUUAAUAAAGAGAGAGAUAAAAUGGGUAAUUAUUACUAGAACUCAUUGAUUUGCAGCCACUGGGGACUCGUAAAGGUCUGAUUU
Messenger RNA from Phalacrocorax carbo (great cormorant), 2916 nucleotides. NCBI's taxonomy places the organism in Eukaryota, Metazoa, Chordata, Aves, Suliformes, Phalacrocoracidae. The record is from RefSeq and is a predicted model, not a curated record.